Messenger RNA from Botrytis sinoallii, 387 nucleotides. RefSeq lists its product as uncharacterized. NCBI's taxonomy places the organism in Eukaryota, Fungi, Ascomycota, Leotiomycetes, Helotiales, Sclerotiniaceae. Gene Ontology annotation, biological process: secondary metabolite biosynthetic process; fatty acid biosynthetic process. The transcript has a single exon. Gene Ontology annotation, molecular function: fatty acid synthase activity. The record is from RefSeq and is a predicted model, not a curated record. Bases 1 to 387 code for a protein of 128 amino acids.
AUGCCACCAUUCACACGGCUUCCUCAUCACGUCUUGUUGCGACUCAUCUUGGCUGUCAAAGUCUACAAGGGUGUUGGUACGAUUAUCAGUUCGGAUGGGAAAAUGCAACUAAAUAACUUGGGAUUUUUGAACCCCGAGGGUCGCUCCAGAGCAUCUGACGAGAACGCCGGAGGUUAUGGUCGAGGGGAAGGAUGCGGCGUCCUUAUUCUGAAGCGACUAAAUAGGGCGCUUGAAGACGGGGAUUCUAUUCAAGCCGUUAUUCAAGCCGUUAUUCAAGCCGUUAUUCAAGCCGUUAUUCAAGCCGUUAUUCAAGCCGUUAUUCAAGCCGUUAUUCGAGCCGUUAUUCGAGCCGUUAUUCGAGCCUCUGGCUUGAAAUCAGAUGGUUAG